Messenger RNA from Xyrauchen texanus (razorback sucker), 7045 nucleotides. RefSeq names its product myelin regulatory factor-like. Gene Ontology annotation, molecular function: sequence-specific DNA binding; DNA-binding transcription factor activity. The record is from RefSeq and is a predicted model, not a curated record. Gene Ontology annotation, biological process: protein autoprocessing; positive regulation of DNA-templated transcription; central nervous system myelin maintenance. Lineage: Eukaryota; Metazoa; Chordata; Actinopteri; Cypriniformes; Catostomidae. Gene Ontology annotation, cellular component: endoplasmic reticulum membrane; nucleus.
GCGCAGCAAAAACCCUCACGGGAGUUUCUUUAACGAUUAAAUUAUUCACCAGCAUCUGGUUACGCAGUCGAAAUAAUUUUGUAGUGACUUGUCGUGAUAACACAUAAACGAACUUAUCGGGGGAAACUGGAACAUGCAUCCGCCUGACAUUCAAAGGUAAAAAUCUCCUCAGGAAAAGGUGGGUGCGCGGAAUUUAAGGUUUAACGCAAGCAAACGGUUAAAUUAGCUGUAGAAAACAGUUAUAUGAAUUGACGAAAGGUUGUUGAUAUCGAAACGAGCUGGGAUUGUCCGUGGUUUGUUUUAGUAAAGAUAAUUGUGCGUAAAGUUGUUAAACUGGGAUGAGAGUUUGAAGCGCACGCGACUCCCGCCGCUCCCGCGCGCCGGAGAAUCGAUCCUUCAUGUUCAUGGAGUUUAUAAGCGGGAGCCGCUAGAAUGGACGUGAUCGAUGAAACGGAGGCCCUACAGAGAUUCUUCGAAGGUCAUGAUAUUAACAGCUCUUUGGAGCCAACAAACAUUGACACCAGUAUCCUGGAGGAAUACAUCAGCAAAGAGGACGACAGCACAGAUAUUUGUUUCACAGAGGUUCACAGUACCCCAGGACCCCAGUAUCUCUCGCCCCAGGCCGGGGCAUCCUCUUCAGGGGGGGUAGGGUGUGGCGUGAGCCCUCCCAUCCCCCUGCGCCAGGGUGCCACCCCAUCUCUUGCACAGCACUGCCAGAUCCCCUACCCGACUCCACCCCUGCUGGGCCUCCUCAGACACAAUUACCCCUGCCUUGGGCAACAGCAGUGUCAAACGCCCCAACACCAACAGCAGGCUGUCAAACCAGACCAUCGCGGACAGUACGCCCCAGGAACACUACCUGAGUCCCCUCCAGACUCCAGCUCAGAGCCAUAUUCCCCCCAGCAAGCCAACGAUCCGCACAUGCUCAGGACAAUGACGCCCGAGAACAUGUGUCACAUGACCAGUCCUCCACCUCUCCCCACACACCCCCACUAUUCCAGUAUGCACCGGGACAUGUACCUGAAGCCAGAGCCCAUGAUCACGCAGUAUCCGAUCGGCCCUGUCAGCUGUGGGGGCGGAGACAUGCAGCAGAGUCAGAUGCUUCAUCAACUCCUGCAACAUCCACAAACACCAGAUGGACUUCCUGUUCAUCCGGCAAAGAAGAGAAAACACUCAGAAUCUCCAAAUAGCACUGUCAACUCUCAGAUACUCACGGGCAUCAUCAAACAAGAGCCAGGUUUGAUGGAGGAUGCAGAAAACUCAUACCUGGAUCCAAACUACCAGUGCAUAAAGUGGCAGCCGCACCAGCAGAACAAAUGGACUCCAUUAUACGACAGCAGUGGAAAAGAACUUCCGAUGCCUACCUACAGAGUGGACGCAGAUAAGGGUUUUAACUUCUCCUUGUCUGACGACGCCUUUGUGUGUCAGAAGAAGAAUCACUUCCAGGUGACGGUGUACAUUGGAAUGCCGGGAGAUCCCAAAUACGCGAAGACCAGCGAUGGACUGCAGCCGAUCGAAUGCUUUUACCUGAAACUCAAUGGCGUCAAGUUGGAAGCGAUGAAUCAGGCCAUUAACGUGGAGCAGUCACAGUCUGACCGCAGUAAGAGACCCUUCAAACCAGUGCUAGUGACACUGCCACCAGAGCAAGUUACAAAGGUAACCGUGGGUCGCCUGCACUUCAGCGAGACCACAUCCAAUAACAUGAGGAAGAAAGGCAAGCCGAACCCCGACCAAAGGUACUUCAUGCUGGUUGUAGCUCUUCAGGCACAGUGUCACAGUCAGAGCUUCACGGUGGCUGCUCAAGUCUCUGAGAGGAUCAUCGUCAGGGCAUCUAACCCAGGUCAAUUUGAAAGUGACAGUGAAGUGUUGUGGCAGAGAGGGCAGCUGGCAGACUCAGUGUACCAUCACGGCCGGGUGGGCAUCAACACAGAUCGUCCCGACGAGGUCCUGGUCGUCCACGGCAACCUGAAGGUCAUGGGUUCCCUUGUGCACCCUUCUGAUAUUAGAGCCAAGGAGAAUGUGAAGGAGGUGGACACCACCGAUAACUUAAGGCGGAUUUCCCAAAUGAGGCUGGUGCAUUAUCAGUAUAAGCCUGAGUUUGCAGCCACAGUGGGCAUUGAUGCGACUGCUGAGACUGGGGUGAUUGCUCAGGAAGUCCAGCAGAUUUUGCCGGAAGCUGUGAAAGAGGGCGGAGACGUGUUGUGUGCUAAUGGAGAGACCAUCCAAAAUUUACUGGUUGUCAAUAAAGAGAGAAUCUUUAUGGAGAAUGUGGGGGCAGUGAAGGAACUCUGCAAACUCACCGAUAAUCUGGAGACUCGCAUUGACGAGCUUGAACGCUGGAGCCGAAAACUCGCUAAACUGCGCCGGCUGGACAGCAUGAAGAGCACCGUCAGUGGAGGCACAGUAAGCCUAUCAGGAAGUUAUUUUAGCAGAACAGGAAGUGGCCCACUCAAGAAGAAAACAGCCAAGCCAGGAAACAAGACGUCCGUCCCAGAGCGGGGCUGCCUGAGUCUCAAAUUAAUGCAGGGCACCAUCCUGGCACUGGUCAUCAUCAUGGCAUUUAGUGUCAUCUCCAUGUCCAUCCUAUAUGUGCUCAAUCUUCAACACCGUGGAACCAUAACUGAUGGCGAGGGCUCUUCACCCCGCUGCCUUCUCUUGGUCUCUUGGACGCCCUUCCUCACUGCAACUGUCACAUUCUGUCCAUCCUUCUGUCUGUGGUCUCGUUCUGCUCUGGGAUUGGCUCAUCAGGCUUCUUUCUCCCCUCCCAAAGUAACCACGUCCACUCUUUCUCCAGAAUCAACCUCUCCAUCUCUGUCCAAUCACCCAGCCUGCUGCCCUCCGACACCUGCGACAACCAACCAAUCAGCCACCAUUAGUCUGUUGCCAAGCAACAACCAAUCCACACCAGACUCAAGCACAGCUGUCCCCACCCAGGCCACUAUUAACAAGAAGGCAAAGUCACGGCCACUGGACAAAGACAGCCGGAAUAAGAAUCGUCUGAGUCACACGUCUGCACCUCUAUUCCUUAACAAAUCCAAACGGCCCCCUCAGCCACCAGAACUAAGCGGAGCCACCAAACGAUUGCCUGGAGGACAACAGCCACCACCCAGAAGACAACGCAGUUUAAACACACAGGAUGGAAAUCCACCAGCCUGUCUGAGCAAACUGCACAUCCUCGAGCCGGAUCAGGAGAUGAGAACACUCGAUUGUUCCACACCUGAGAGCUGCAGCUUCACAAUGUUUCCGCGUGGUGAGAGAAACUCAUCUGUGUCGCAUGUUACAGUACACAUGAUCUCUUCUGAGGUUGUGUGGGUAUGGCAGUGUGGAGCCACUAGGGGCCUCUGUCCGAAUCACCCAGAAGCUACUUUAUUACUAGAGCGGAGCGCUUACACAACGGGAACCAGUCACCUGUGGUCACUUCCUGUUAUGCCGUUCCAAGAGGUCACCUACCAUUUCCAAGUGUCACGCUCUAGUAAAACUGGAUGUAGCGGAGAGGAAGAUGAUGUCGUUACACCCCAGUUCACUGAGUACCGUUUCCACAUUCAAACCACAUGCUAAAGAGCUUUUACAGCAUUUCUACUUCUCGUGUGUGCUCGUAUCGCCGCCCCAGAUUCAGAGACUGUUUUAUCUGGGUGGACCGAUAAAGACGUCUUAUCUCUGUUUGCUCUUUAAAAUGCAUAUUUGUACAAGACGAGAGGAAAAUGAGCAUAUUUAGUAAAUAUUUGUUGUUUUCAGCACACAGAGAUCACUUAGCCUUGUUUCGCUGAGAUAUUACAGCUUAUAUACACACUUACAUGUUAAAUGUAUAUUGAUUCGCCAAGAUAUAAUAUAAACAGGUACCAGUGUGUAGUCGUGAGGUGAUGUUUUGCAGUUGUUGUUGGAUAUUUUUAGGUUAACUCUUUUUUUUGGAAAUUAGUUUUUUGACAUUGAUUAUAUACACACUGGAAAUGGCUUUAACUGAACCAACAGGCUCAUUAUUAAUUAAUAAUUAUUCAUUAAUGUUAUUUACCUCAUGUUUUGUCAUUUCUAAUGUAGAGUCUGUUCAAAAUAUAUGUGUCCACUGGAGCCAAAACGGGAAAAACUGGCAUCAACAAUUAAGAGAUACAGAAAUGUCAUAAACGAUAUGGAAAGUGAACAUAUUGAAAAGUUAGCUACUGUAGUAAAUAUAUCAGGUCAUCUCAAAAAUUAAACAAGUAACACCAUAAAUAAAACCACUGGAUUUCUCUAGCUUGCAAAAACUGGAAUUAAUUCACACUGGAAUCUCGCUUUGAAAGUCAAAAGCACUGGAUCAUCGUUAUCAUCAUUUUAGAUAAAUAUACGCUCAAUGAAAAAUGUCAGGAACCACAUUGAGUUUAAACAAUGUUACUUUAUUCGUUACGUUCCUAACCUGCUUUUACACUGUAUAUUCUUUCAAUUUCUACCUAUAUUUUGCAUACUUAGAAGGCCUAUUUACCAUAUGUAGUAUACAAUAUAUACGUGAAAAUACAUCUUUGAAACAAUAUAUACAGUAGCAGUGUAAUCUUGUAUAGUUUUAUAAAUAUUUGUUUUCUUAACUCUAAUUGUAAACAGGCAUGUUAACAUUAAAUCACUGUUGCUCAAAGAGCAAAACAGCUCUAAAAAUAAUUUGUUAGACAACUUAUCAGCUUCAUUAAACCAAAGCCAGUAGAUUUACUUUAUUUCAUGGUCAUUUCUACUCUUUUUUUUAUUUUUGAAAAAUGUUUCCCUUCUUUAUUUUGUAAUCCAGCACUAUGUACAUUUGGAUUCACUUUUUAGUAUUUGCCUGAAUCGUAUUCUUGUAUAGAUAACGUUUUGAUGUCAUAGAUUUUUAUGAAAUACUUUAAGCAAUAAGGUAAGCCAUAAUGAAGUUGUUGUGAGGCUGGAUGAUAUGUGAUUAUGUUAGUCGUGUAUUCACGGUGAAAUAAUGAACUGAAACAGAGAAGUGAAAUUUUGUGCACUAAAAUUACAAUUUUCCUAAUUUACCACUAAUGGAUAAUGAUUUUGAGUUUUAAACAGCAGGAGAGGAAAAUAAAAACAUUGGUGAUGAUUAUCUGAAAUCUAUAUAUAUAUAUAUAUAUGGGGUUUUUUUAAACAACAACCUCACAUCUGAAUAAAGCAAAAAAACAAACAAAAAAACAUGUGAAAACACAAGGAAGCACUUCCAAACUAUGCACUGUAAAUAGUUUUCUAAUGUUUUUUCUGUGGCAUCUAAAACAAUGAUAAAAUUCUCUGUAAUAUAUAAAACUGGUGAGAAUGUCGUUUGGUUUUUAUUGUUAGUUUGUAAUAACUCAUAUUUCCAUGAUCCUUUAAUUAUUUUCUUUUCACUCUUUUACAGACAUAUUAUGGUUAGUUUUAAUGACAAGUAAUUUGACUACAAUUAUGGUAUUAAUCAUAACACUUUAGAUUGAAAAACAUUUAAUGUUUUAUUUAAAACAUGUUUUACAAAAAUGUUUUGUUGAUAUUUGGAUGUUAAUCUGUGGUAUAAAAUGUGAUACCACCAAUGGGGCAGUAUAUAUAUAUAUAUACAUUGGUGGCCAAAUGUUUGAAAUAAUGGACAGAUUUGGAAGGAAAUUGGUACUUUUAUUCACCAAAGUGGCCUUCGACUGAUCACAAUGUUAGUCAGAACAUUAAUAACGUUACUAUUACAAUUUGAAAGAAAUGUUCAGAUCUUCUUAAACUACUUCAAAGAGUUCUCAUCAAAAAUCAACAAUGUGCAGCAAUGACAGAUUUGCAGAUCUUUGUUAUUCUAGCGGUCAGUUUGUCCAGAUACUCAGGUGACCUUUCACCCCACACUUCCUGUAGCACUUGCCCUUUCACCCCACACUUCCUGUAGCACUUGUCAUAGAUGUGACUGUCCUGUCGGGCACUUCUCACGCACCUUACAGUCUAGCUGAUCCCACAGAAGCUCAAUGAGGUUCAGAUCCAUAACACUCUUUUCCAAUUAUCUGUUGUGCAAUGUCUGUGUUUCUUUGCCACCUCAAACCUUUUCUUUUACUUUUUCUGUUUCAAAAGUGCCUUUUUCUUUGCAGUUCUUCCCAUAAGUCCUCCUGAGUCUUCUCUUUACUGUUGUACAUAAAACUGGUGUUGAGCGGGUAGAAUUCAAUGAAGCUGUCAGCGGAGGACAUGUGAGGCGUUUAUUUCUCAAACUAGAGACUCUGAUGUACUUAUCCUCUUGUUUAGUUGCACAUCUGGUCUUCCACAUCUCUUUCUGUCCUUGUUAGAGACAGUUGUGCUUUAUCUUUGACUGUAGUGACACCUUUGUAUGAAAUCUGCAGUUUUUUGGCAAUUUCAAGCGUUGUUCAGCCUUCAUUCCUCAAAACAAUGAUUGACUGAUGAGUUUCUAGAUAAAUCUGUUUCUUUUAUGCCAUUUUUGACCUAAUGUUGACUUUAAUACAUGCCAGUCUAUUGCAUACUGUGGCAACUCAAAAACAAACACAAAGACAACGUUAAGCAUCAUUUAACAAACUAAAUAGUUUUCAGCUGUGUUUGAUAUAAUGGCAAGUGAUUUUCUAUUACCAAAUUAUCAAUUUAUCAUGAUUAAUCAAGGAUAAGGUGUUGGAGUGAUGCUGCUGUCUAGAUUUGAUCAUAAAUUACUUUUUCCAGACAGUGAUGAUGCUGUUUUUACAUCAGUAAUGUCCUGACUAUUCUUUGUGAUCAGCUGAAUGACACUUUGAUAAAUUAAAGUACCAAUUUCCUUUCGAAAACAGCAAAAUAUGUUCAUUAUUCCAAACUUUUGGCAGCUAUAUAUAUAUAUAUAUAUUAUUAUUAUUUUUUCAGUUGUCUGUCUUAUGUUUAUCUUUAAGGCUUAAAGCCCAGUAAGCACUAAAAUAUAUUAAAAGAAAAAUCGAAAUUGUCCAUUUACUAAUGUGUAUAUCUUCUAGAGCAUGUUCCCUGCUCCAUUCUCCAGCUUUCUGAAAGCCUCUUUUGUGUCAUAAUCAUUUUUAGUUCGACUGCAUAAUUUGUUUCACUUUUUUUCACAUGUAUGUGAUGCCAUAAUACAAAUGGAUGCAAGUAUGAUGCAUAAAUUAAAUAAAAGUUUUUUUCUGGA